UUACAGUAGUCUACUUUCGAUGUAACCAGAGAGUUCACAAGAGACUUGGUAGCAUUAGCUGAUAUGUACUGACUAAUGUGACCUAUUUGCCGAAGUUGUGCAUAACUAGCUCUACAUAGAGAGUUAACAUGCUGUGUCAUGACCAUGUUUGAAUCCGUUCUAGCACCGAGAUUCUUCACACAAAUUGAUGGUUUAAUCCGAGAGGGACCUACUUUCACGCAGAUAUCUUCGGGUAUUUUUGUAUGAUUUGUGUGAAACAAAAUGACCUGUUUUGUCAGUAUUGAGCGACACUGUAACUUAAAUAUUUGUCUCUUUUAAUGAAAUGAAAAUUUACUUAUGUUUAAAGCCUUUGAACUAUAUUUAGAGCCUUUUCGCUGCCGAAUCAGUCUCAUGGUUUGUGUAGGAUGACGGUCUCAAUUUAGACAAAAAUGGUAAUUUUACGUAGCCAAAGUUAAUAUAAAUGUGUUACAAGCUUCGGUAAUAUCGGGCCGCUGUGACUUAAGUAUUUGCCCACUACUGCAAUGAAAUAUAUCUGUGUAUUACGCUAAUGAACUAAAAUAAAAGGUGCUUCACAUCUUAAUUGGUUCAGUGGUAAAGGCAGGAUGACUGUUUCAGGUUGAACAAAAAUGAAAUUUUACGUAGCAAAAGUUAAUAUACACCGUCGAUGUCAUUAUACAUUUUUGUAUUUGGCGCUGUAAUACAUUGAAUUCAUAAUUAAAGGGAAUCUCGCGAUACUGAAUUAUCAUGACUUAAGUCUCCAUUUACGACGCUUGGUAAUCCCAAUAAAAGUUAUUUCAAGAUCGAUUACAUGCAGUACAGGUCUUGCAAAUUGAAUUGUCUUUUAACUCUUUUAACUGUAUAAUAGAAAACCUUACAAUUUACAGCUGAUCAAAACAGCAGUUUACCUUUUGAUCAAUUAACCCGUGAAUGAAUGAAAUAUGCAAAGCGAUACACAUGCUAACAUAUUUUUUAGUAUUCGCGAAUACAAGUCUUCUUUUUUGGAAAUGUUUUGCGACAACCGAAUGCGACUUACCUAUAGACCGCUCAAAACCUUAUUUUCGAAAAUUGAGAGAUGGUUUUCCGAAAUUUCUUCCGCUCAAAUAUUGUUAAAUUAUGUCUUAUAUAGGUAAUUAUAACGUAAUUCUGUAAACCAAUACACAAAUAGAUAAAAUGUUACCCGAUUAGUAAGACAAUUUUAACACACCACAAAUGUAAAAUGUAAAACACAAGCUCGUUUACUUAGGAUUUCAGAAAACAAUGUUUAAACAAUGAUAUCAAAUGAAGUUAUCUAUUUUUCGGAAAAAAAACUACAAACGGAAAAUCGAAACAUCUGAAAUAUUAAUGAAUCUUAUUUAUAAUUCAGAGUAAUUCUGUGAAAUCAGGUUGAAGACAAGCAAUAUUCGUCUAACCAGUGUGUCAUAUCACUUUUUUGUACUUAAUAUCAAUAAUAAUGUUUAAGAGCAAUUUGGGGGACGAUAUUGUGCGGAUAUAUAUUUGUGGACCCCACAGCACGGGUAAAACGACCCUUUUAAAUGACCUUCGACCUCAUAUAGGUAACAUUAAAAUCGUCGAAGAGGUCGCACGAGGGAUUAUAAAGAAUCACGGUUGGACACGUGACGACUUUUUACCAGAAAAACACCCGGAUGUAUUCCAACAAUUAAAUGAGGAAAUUUUGGCGGCGCAGAUUGAAACAGAUAAAAAGUACACACGUUUGGGACAAGACUUUAUAUGUGAUAGAGCACUGGAUCCAAUGAUUUAUUGUGGGUUCUAUAUUGGGGAGCAAGCGAAGGAAGCAAUGUAUAGAUUGGAUGGCAUGGAACAAUGGCUCGAGAGUUUGCGGAAAUCUCUUGUUGUACUAGUUUCACCCCAUCCUGAAUGUAUCCAUGACGACUCGGUGCGGCUUUCGUCUUCUAUAGAAGAGCUGCGCGAGUUCUAUGCCAAGUUUGAGAAAGAACUUCAACACAAUCAUAUAAGAUACGUGAAGCUUACACAGCUCGACAGACAAGAAAGAGUCCACACCGUUCUGAAAGAACUAACUACAUUUAAACGAAGAAAAUCUUUGAAACCUGCAGAAGAUGAAAGUAAUGCAGUAGAAUAAUAUAUGUGCAAUAUUAAUACAAACACUGCCUUCUAGAUUAGGUCCAAUGGUUAGGAAUCAGAAAUUAGAACCAGUCAAAACACUACUACCGGGUAUUUGAUUGGCUGAUUCUAAAGGACAAUCACGAAACUGACCAAUGAAAUUCCUGCCUUUCUUAAAACUUGUAUGUCUGCAAAUGUAAAUUUUGUGCCAGACAUCGUUUCUAGUCCUUAUAACAUUAACUCAGAGGUAGGAAUUAACGACGAUAUAAAGGCAAUAUUCCCACAGAUCUCUCUCAAAAUGGCAUUCUGCCAUAAUUCAGUCUUAUUUUUGCACCUAUUUAUGUAUUUAAUUUAGUAAGUAAAGCCGCUUGCUGCAAUAGACAGACUCAUCCUAAACCAUGACUCGUAUAUUCAAUUGGAACUAUUUUAACUUACAUCAUUUUUUUGACGGAUUGUCAUUGUUUAAUUUUAAGUUUGAAAGCAAGAGAGAUUAUUUCUGAAAUAAUUUUCUAGCAAACCGUGUUUUGAUAUUUAUACACGUUG
Mercenaria mercenaria is the source of this 2622-nucleotide messenger RNA. RefSeq lists its product as uncharacterized. The record is from RefSeq and is a predicted model, not a curated record. Bases 1451 to 2098 code for a protein of 215 amino acids. Lineage: Eukaryota; Metazoa; Mollusca; Bivalvia; Venerida; Veneridae. The transcript is spliced from 3 exons.